Messenger RNA from Monosiga brevicollis MX1, 888 nucleotides. RefSeq lists its product as uncharacterized. The transcript is spliced from 8 exons. The record is from RefSeq and is a predicted model, not a curated record. Lineage: Eukaryota; Choanoflagellata; Craspedida; Salpingoecidae. The annotation marks the transcript as partial. Gene Ontology annotation, cellular component: cytoplasm; mitochondrial matrix. Gene Ontology annotation, biological process: tRNA N1-guanine methylation; mitochondrial tRNA methylation.
UAUGACAGUUGGAGCGCCGAAGACAUUCUCAAGGCAGCUCUUCCCGCUGACCUAGACGAGGUGACGACGGCCUUUGAGACUGUGGGCCACUUGGCCCACAUGAACUUGCGCCACGAGCAGCUCCCGUAUCGCUUCUUCAUCGGGCAAGUUAUUCUCGAUAAAAACAAAGCCAUUCGCACCGUCGUCAACAAGACCAAGAAUAUUGCCUCGGAAUUUCGCGUCUUUCCCAUGGAGGUCAUUGCUGGUGAUGGCGACACCCGCUGCGAGGUGCGCGAGAAUGGUUGCCGCUACCAGUUUGACUUUGCCAAGGUCUACUGGAACUCGCGCCUGCACACCGAGCACCAGCGUUUGGUGGAUCUGAUCCAGCCUGAUGAGGUUGUCUGCGAUAUGAUGGCCGGAGUGGGCCCCUUUGCUUUGCCCAUUGCCAAAAAUGGCCGUCGAGUCUACGCCAACGAUCUCAACCCAGAAUCAUACGCAGCUCUGACUCAAAAUGUAGUCUUGAAUCGAGUCCACAAUCACGUUCAAACGUACAACAUGGAUGGCGGUGCGGUGGUUGCUCACGUCCUGGAUCUCGUGGAUCGGGGGGAGGCACCAAACUGGGGCCCGUUUCACCACGUCAUUAUGAACCUACCUGCCACAGCCAUCGAGUUUCUUGGCGUAUUCCGCGGUCUGUACCACUCGGAAGCUCGUCGCAAAUAUCCGUUGCCAAUGAUACAUUGCCACUGCUUUAGCAAGGGCCCUGACUAUGACCUGGACGUCCGGCAGCGCGCUGAACAUUAUCUUGGCGGUGCUCUUGAAGAGGAGACAACGGUGCACAAUGUACGCAAUGUCUCGCCGCACAAGGAGAUGAUGUGCAUUAGCUUCCGCCUGCCUCGUGCCGUGGCCUAC